AUGAGCCACAAGGUAUGUGGAUAUACAGCAGAUUGCGGGUAUCAUGGAGAUCGUAAGGAUUUUCCUACCAUUUUUUCCCUUCUUCUUCCUCCCGCGUCUCCUCUUCGCCUUCUGCAGAACUUCUCGGUGAUUCUGACGGUGGAUCUGGCCUGUACCCACUGCCACGCGAAAAUCAAGACGGUCUUGAGCAAAGAACACCAAGGUAGAGCGAGAGAGAGAGGAACGGGUACUAUCGGGUCGGGUGAAUUAGAGAAUAGACAGACCUCUGUUGGCAUUCCAGCCUUCUCCUUUCAGGGCCUAUCCGAAAGAGAAUCCGCUACUUGGAGGCGGGGCCCGCCGUCAGUUGGGAAUGUUUCCGAUCCGGGGUCUGAUGAUUUUCCUUCCUCUUCUUCCUUGUUCAACGCAGUGAAAUGGAAGAUCCAGUCGAUAGCGUGGGACAAAAAGAACAACAAAGUCACCAUCACCGGGGGCUUCUGCCCCCGCAAUCUCGCGAAUAAGCUCCGCUGCAAGGCCAGAAAGGUCAUCAAGGAUAUCGACAUCCCCGGCCACUGCAGCUGCAACUGUGCUAAGCCUCGCCCUUGCCCCCCACCACCUCCUUCCCCUCCCCCCCCAAAACCUCCUUGCCCUUGCCCCCCACCACCUCCUUCCCCUCCCCCCCCAAAACCUCCUUGCCCUUGCUCCCGACCACCUCCUUCCCCUCCCCCCCCAAAACCUCCUUGCCCUUGCUCCCGACCACCUCCUUCCCCUCCCCCCCCAAAACCUCCUUGCCCUUGCUCCCGACCUCCUCCUUCCCCUCCCCCCCCAAAACCUCCUUGCCCUUGCUCCCGACCACCUCCUUCCCCUCCCCCCCCAAAACCUCCUUGCCCUUCCCCCCCAGAACCUCAUUGCCCUUGGUUCCCAGAACCUCCUUGCCCUUGGAUCCCAGAACCUCCUUGCCCUUGGAUCCCAGAACCUCCUUGCCCUUGCCCCCCAGAACCAUCGGACAUCAUCUGGGUUUGCUAUGUCUGCUGCUGCAGCCCCUGCAGCUGUACUGUCGUAGUCAUCCACGAUGAGGAACGUUCCUGCCGGGUCAUGUGA
Spirodela intermedia is the source of this 1077-nucleotide messenger RNA. The record is from the annotation of a GenBank genome assembly. NCBI's taxonomy places the organism in Eukaryota, Viridiplantae, Streptophyta, Magnoliopsida, Alismatales, Araceae.